Molecule: messenger RNA, 1989 nt
Organism: Mucor velutinosus
Lineage: Eukaryota; Fungi; Mucoromycota; Mucoromycetes; Mucorales; Mucoraceae
Product: ribosomal 40S subunit protein S18B
Exons: 2
Coding region: 1-1989 (662 amino acids)
Cellular component (GO): nucleus
Source: RefSeq, a predicted model, not a curated record
AUGAUGGACACAUUGCAGGAUGUUUUUCGAGGGUCCUCUGCCAAAGAGAUUGACUACAUUCAAUAUGCAGUGUAUCUACCCAAGAAAGGCAAUGAGUCAGACAUGAUGGACUCUCUCAAAGAUGCGUUAGACAUGAUCAACUCACAUGUGCAGCCCAUCGUCGAUGGCUACCUAUGGCAGAAGGAUAGAUUCCAUCUGUCUAUAGCCUACGAUCAAAAACAAGAUCCAUCCUAUCCAUUCUUAUUUGGUGCCUCUCGCUUUGGCGAUUGUGUCAAUGAUGAAUGGUUUAUUGUAUAUAUCCUCAAGACAGUAUCCAGCUUAAUACCAGAAUCAGUGAUAUCACUUGUAGAUAAUGAUGGCGAUGUCUUGCUGAUAGAAGCAGCCCUAGAUAUUCCAGCCUGGUUAGAUCCCUCCAACAGUCAAAACAGAGUCUACUUGUAUAACGGUCAAGUGCAUAUUAUACCAUUACCCACAUCACCAGCCGAUAUACUGCAAGCCACUUCUGGACCCUUGAUGCGACAAAAAGCAAUUGAUUUAAUACGGUCCAACAGUAAAAGCACGCUGGCAUCACCAGCCAUUCAACAGGCCAUCAUGGACCGUAUCAGCGAUUAUCCCUCUGCAGCAUUGAAGGAGAUCCAUCGAGCUGGCUGUAUUCUACCCAGCCAAGCAGCAUUUGUAUUAUUAUCAGAACCUCAACUCAUCACAUUAGCUAUUGAAGCGUUUUAUCUCAGAGACCCCAUUUCCCUGAAAGCAUGCGCCACCAUGAAGACAUUUUCACCGCAGUCAGGAUUAACAGAAACUGUUAUCCAAUUCACAAAGACAACGUAUGCACAGACUGUCAGUCAAAAAUUCUAUGCACCCAAGCCAUUCCGAUUGCCCUCUGUGAAGGAAAAGAAACAAUUCAAGUUUGCUGAAUUGGGAAUGAAGGUCGCAUGUGGAUUGGAAAUGCUAUACCACAACAGCAACAGUGCAUCAGAUCACGCAGAUAACGACACGAUUGACACAUACGAUUUUGAAAACGACAAGAAAUACACUGCUUACGUGGCGCAUUUAGUCAAGUUGGGCUACUUUAGAUCAGAAAAGAAGGGAUCUCAAUUGUAUGGACUGCUUGAUAAGCAAUCCAAAGAGCAAUAUCUGGAAUACAGGAAGAAGGAGCAAGAUCAAGUGGGUGAAAAGUACAUUUCAUUGGAUGAUUUGGAUGUGGAAGCUGAAGAGACGACAUUUGAAGGCAGCAGCCAUGUGUUAUCAACGCCUAGUCAGAGUGUCAAGCAGCGCAUCGAUGCAUUACUGGCGCAAUACUCUCAAGAAUCCCUGAACAAGCUACUCAGCCUCAACCUGCAUGUGGAAGACAGCGAUGACUGGAUGAAUGUGGACCCUCAGCAACUGGAAGAAUUGCUCAUGAAACGAAUGGGACAUAUGAAUCAAAGCAUGAUGGCUGAUUUACAAAAGGACUUUGGCGGCAGUGGUGAUAAGAGCAGGGAUGAAUCAAUGGAUUUAGAAGCCAUCAUGUCAAAUCUCGAGCAUUUUGUGGAGAACAGUAAAAGUGGCAUUGACGGCGUGGAGUUUCCCAAUGAUACCAGAGAUGAGGAUGAUGAGGAUGACGAUAGCGACGACGACGAUGAUGAUGAUCAAGGUGCUAUUCAGUUUGAUAUGGACAAAUUCAUGAGCAUUUUGAGAGGUGUUCCUUCUACAGACGGGCAAGAGGAGGAGCAGGAACAUGAUUUAUCCCAUGUAAUGGACGAAAUGGAUCAAGAAAUCUACAGCCACGACAAGAUCAGCGGAUCAUUUGCUAAAUUAACAACUGCCGAGUCAAACGAGGGCGAGGAGGAUGUCGAGGAGGACGAGGAAGCACCGGUGGAUGUACAGUUGAAUCUUGUAAAGAACGUUUUGGAGAGCUUCAAGAGCCAACAGGGUUUACCAGGCCCUGUAGGUAACAUGUUGAGUCAAUUUGGAUUUGUGCUUCCAGGUGAUGAUGAGCAAGGAGAAUAA